Pseudophryne corroboree (corroboree frog) is the source of this 3458-nucleotide messenger RNA. RefSeq names its product CDC42 small effector 1 (gene CDC42SE1). The transcript is spliced from 5 exons. Gene Ontology annotation, biological process: regulation of Rho protein signal transduction. Gene Ontology annotation, cellular component: plasma membrane. Gene Ontology annotation, molecular function: small GTPase binding. The coding region runs from base 461 to 700 and encodes 79 amino acids. NCBI's taxonomy places the organism in Eukaryota, Metazoa, Chordata, Amphibia, Anura, Myobatrachidae. The record is from RefSeq and is a predicted model, not a curated record.
GAGCCCCCUCCCCCGGAUUGUCAGCAGUGAGAGGCUGUGCAUGCCUGCAGAGCUCCUCCACCCCAGGCUGCUCUGCACUGUCUGCUCUGUCCACACUGAGUGCUGUGCUCCGAGUAAGCAGCAGAGGAUUGCAGAGCAUUUCCUUAUUCUCACAGGAACCACACCUCGCUGGGGAGCUGAACUCAGCUGCAACUUUACCCCAGCGGCAGCGGAGACAGAAGAGCAGCAGCAGCGGCUGGAGGGGGCUCUCUGCGUCAGCAGCAGGAACAUAAAGGCAACAAGGAACGGUAAUAUCUCGGACAUUCUUCUUUCAAGAGCUGCUGCUUGUAAAUGGCCGUCUAAUGGAGUGACCAAGGGUUAGACGCUGACAUCUUCCUCUGCGGACUGUACAACCAGACUACAGGGAACCGUGCGCCGCCGGCCAGGCAGGAUUGUGACCAAACUGGAAGUCUCUGGAAAUAUGAGUGACUUCUGGCACAAACUGGGAUGCUGUGUUGUAGAAAAGCCACAGCCGAAAAAGAAGAGGAGAAGGAUCGAUCGCACCAUGAUAGGAGAGCCCAUGAACUUUGUGCAUCUGACACACAUUGGGUCCGGAGACAUGGGUGCCACUGAUGGCUUUCCAAAGGGCGGUGGUCUACAGGAACAAAUGAGAUCCAAAUGUGGCCAUGACCGACAACGGAAUACCUCCAGGAUUUUGUAGCUGUUCGCACUGUAAUGGUCGCAUGAGGAGAGCAGUGAUGACGAGCAGGAACAAAACACAGCGGUGCAAUCACUGGAUAAGUUAUUCAAUCUUCCAAACCAUAUGAUUUCUUUUAUAUUAUUUUUUUUUUCUGGAAAUAUUUUUUUUGGGGGGAGGGGGAAUUGAAAAAUGAAAAUUUCUGAAGAAUGUGCAAUAUUUUUAUAGUACAUUUUUGAAUCUGUGAUUCCUGCUCGUACGUGUAAGCCAAGGACUAUUUAUACACAUAUUUGUUUUAGUUUCGUCUGAACUGAGUGAAGUGAUGGCAGACAUUGAAAACGAAAGCACUUCAUGGGCUGGUGUAUGCCGGACAGACCUACGUUAUUUGUGACGCAACAUUCCUCCAUGUUACUGAUACACAGAAAAACAAAUCUGUACAGGUUCCACAUGCGACCAUACAGAAAUCCUCCUCCCAGGGCCCUUGGUUAUACAGCGUUGAGUUCAAGUGAGGAGUGAAUGCUGCGUUUUCAUUUCAACACGAUCAUUAUCUUGUUUUAAUAAUUAAAAAAGCAAUGUAAAAACUGCUGUAAAAAAUAAAAAAAUAAUAAUAUAAAUAUAUAUAUAAAAUCGCAAUGCACACACAGCAACAUUUCUGAAUGCCUUUCUAUCUAUAGAGCCAAAAUUGCAGAACUACACCACCAUGUGUUACAAAGUUUAGGGGAUAUUUAUUAAAACUUGGAGAGAGAUAAAGUACCAACCAAUCAGCUCAUGACAUUUUUCAAACACAGCCCGUGACAUGGCAGAAGCUGAUUGGCUGGUACUCUGAUAAAUAUCAACCUUAAUGCAAACCACACUGCUGACAAAUACGGGUGAGUGGCCCGGAUCCCAGAUCCCUAUAUUGGUGAAAGCGGGGACAGAAGUUCCUCAAUAAUACAAAUUCCGAGCACUUACAAUGAUGUAAAUAUACUUACAGGAUACAGGUCGAAACUACUACCUCUACAUCAGGAUUGUGGAAGCCUUGUUCCUUAUUUGGGGAGGGGGGGAUCACGUAUUAAUUGUACAUGGUUUAUUCUAGAGAACAAUGUCCUACUUACUGCAGUUUUAUUUGUGCGGAUUGUUUUUGAUAGGCAGUCCCCUUUUAUGUCCUAGUAUCUGAGUCUUCUUGACCACACAAAGGAAUAUAUAACAUGUUUUCCGUAAGAACAGUGCAUAACGGUGUCACGGAACACUCCAAUGAAGGCGGCCAGGUGGAUAGCAGGCUUUGGAGGCUCUAGCACAUUUACAAGGAAGUCCUAUCCAGUCGCGGUAGUUGGUCACAUUAUGAGGGAAUAGCCACCACACAGGGACUUAGCCAACCAUCAGAGAGGCCAUGUAAAGAACGGGGCCCCUUUAUAAAGGUGGGUACGUAGGUGUGUCCAGAGGACCACCCACUCUGAUUGGUAGGAGGGCUAAUCUUGGUGCAGGUUCCAUAACAAACCAAGCAUCCAAGUUCAUCUAUGAUUCUGCUCCACCAAGAACCUGACUCCUAGAGGACGGGGUGGGGCCCACCAGGUAUUUCCCCGGUACACCAGUGGGCCAGUCUGACCCUUCUAGCUAGGGAUGGACUGGGGCACGGUUAUGACACACUCCCAUUUCCCUUUAUCCUGGGUGGCUGAGCAGAGCGCCAGGUGUCUUAGCUGCCUGGCCAGCCCCUGUCUCCAUGUGUUGGUCUCUGUGUGGCCAGACUGGCCCAUCAAGCCAUUGUCCCUACUGGUAUUUGCAAGGAGUGCCCUUGGAUCAACAGUCAUGUUCUGAACGUCAUUAGAUGUGUGGCUGGUGGGAGAUGUUGCGGCAUGCUGUGCAUUUAUAGGUCCAGUCUCCUUAGUGCUUCCCUGUAAUUCACAUUAAACAUGAUCAGUGUUCUCAGAGCCUGUGUUCCCUCCGGCUGUCCUGAAGGAGUGAUACCUACCAGUAACUGGUUCUGGGGUAGAUUUUCGAAACGCUUCUAAAAGGGAAGAUUUUAGAUGUUGCCCAUUGCAACCAAUCAAAUUCCAGCUGUCAUUUGUACACUGUACUGAUUGGUUGCUGUUGCCAAACCCUCCUCCUUUUGCAGAUGUUUUAGCAAAGCUACUCAGUAACUUUAUUGCAUUGUUCUAUAUUUUGUCUUAGAUCCCCCAUCUGCUUAGCUUAGGGUUUGCUUUUAUCGGGCCUGUGUAUUAUUAUAUAAAGAUCCUGCCAUUCACAAUGUGUUUUGUUUCAGUAUUUGUACAAUUAAGCUAGACAAUUGCCAUAACUAUCAGGAUGUUUAAAAGAAAAAGAAAUAAUAAAAAGUAUAUAUGUGUGUGUGUAUAUAUGUAUAUAUAUAUACACACACACAUUUUUAUAAGGAAAAAUACACUCCAUGAAAUAUUAGGGGAGAAUUCCAUCAUUUCCAGGUGUUGGGAGCGAUGACGGACUUCGCAUGUAGCAUUUAUAGAUGUAGAGAUUCUAGCUUUUAUACAAACAUCCUGCAUAUACUGUAUACGUCUACUGCCCAGCUGGACUGUGAGCGCGAUUGUGUAUAGAGUAGCCGGACUAUUCUAAAAUUGUCUUGAAAUUAGCUUUGAUGCUGCUUAUAUGCGUUGAUGGACCCUGAUUUCGCUCUAUUAAUCCAGUGUAUAAAGCCAUUCCAAUAUUGAUUUAUUUGUCAUAGUGAAGAGAUAUUUAGCCUAAUUCUCUGUCUGCGAACAGUGAUUACAAUCCUUGAAAAAAAAUGAGAUGUGUUUCAUAUGGUUAAGAAAAUAGUAAAUUACUUUGAAAUAUG